GAGAGAGAGAGAGAGAGAGAGGGAUUGAUAGAGUUGAGACACGCAAUCCAAAGAGCGGAAGGUCCGCCCCAAACAUCGAAUGCCCUGACACACACACAACACAACACUACUUUUUGCAAGAUAAUGCUGUCGAAACAAAAUAGCCGGAAGAAGGCCGCUGGCCCAUCAGGCAACAAUGGCAGGAAGUUCCUAACCGACCUCGACACCAUGACCAGCGCUUUCUACGCCCCGUCGAGGCUCACCAGCUCCACCGCCAGCAGCCGUUCCAAGUCAGUCAGCAAAACUCCCGCCCAAGAACCCAAAAAAAAGCCCGACGACCCCAAGCCCCGGGCCAAACCCCUGCUCGACCAGGACAAGAAGCCCUCCAUCUGGAGCUGGAAAGGCCUCCGGGCCCUGACCCAAGCCCGCCACCGCAGGUUCAACUGCACCUUCUCCCUCACGGUCCACUCAGUCGUGGGCCUGCCACUCUCCCUCGAGGGCUCCUGCCUUGUGGUCCAUUGGAGAAGGCGAGAUGCUGACUGGCCCACACGGCCCGCAAGAGUCUCCCGUGGCUCGGCCGCUUUCGGGGACGAGCGGCUCACCCACUCGUGUUCCGUGUAUGGGAGUAAAAGCGGACCCCACAACUCGGCAAAAUACGAGGCUCGACAAUUCUUGCUCUACGUCUCGAUUCUUGGUUCGCCUGAGGUUGACUUAGGGAGGCACCGGGUUGACUUGACGAGGCUGCUCCCGCUCAAGCUGGAGGAGCUCGAGGAGGAGGAUAAGUGCUCGGGAAAGUGGACGACUAGUUUUAGGCUGUCGGGUAGGGCGAGUGGGGCCACGGUGAACGUCAGUUUCGGGUAUGAUGUGGCUGAAAAUGUGUCCUGUGGUGAACAGUCGGGAAAAAUGGAUGACGGGUCGGAGGACGUGAAGGAGCUUCACGAGGUUUUGCCGGUGAUGAGCUCGGAGCUUUGUGACUCGGUAAAUGUGUUGUACCAGAAGCUGGAUGAUGAGGCGUGUGAUGAUUCGGUUGGGAAUAAAGUGGAAGAAGAUGAUUGUUUGGUAUCUUCGUCCUUUGACCGACAUGGUGUGGAGUUAUUAUUAGCAGCAGAUGAUGAUGGCGAACGAGCUUGCGGAAAUGAAUGUGAAAUAGAUGAAUUUUCUGUUGUAGACAAAGGUACAGUGGAGUCGACUGAAGAAAAUGUGAUACAUGAAGAUGAAUCACGUAGAGAUGGUCUAGAAGCUGACUUGGCUAUUAAGGUGGUAGCUCCUGAUGAGGAGGGCUCCCCUCGUAACUUGAGUGUCCUUCAAAAUGAUGAGCAGCUGGAAAACAUUAAGAAUAAUGUAAAGCGUGAGCAAGCUGAAGUUUUCUCCAAGGAAUCACUCAUGAAAGACCUGGAAGCGGCUCUAAGUUGUGCCACGGACUUGGCGAAUGAAGUAGAUUCUCAGGACGAAUCUGACUACGGAGAUUGUAAAAUGGGAAAAUCACCGAGUUUGGAUGAUGUCACUGAGGCUGUGGCCAAUGAUUUCCUUGAGAUGCUGGGCAUAGAGCACGAUGGCCCAAUUAUCUCGGAAUCAGAAUGCGAGCCCGAGUCCCCAAGAGAGCGCCUUCUUAGGGAAUUCGAGAUGGAUUCUCUUUCCAAUGGAGGUUUACUAAACUUUCUUGAUUUCGAAAGUUCGUCAUUGUUUGAAGAUUCCGUGCACAUGCCUGACACCGAGAACAAUGCAUUCGUGACUAAACCGAGUGCCUCGAUGAUGGAGGAUCUGGAGACUGAGGCCUUGAUGCGCGAGUGGGGCCUGGAUGAGCACGCUUUCCAACACUCGAGCAGUUUUGGGAGCCCGAUCCACGUGGAUCCUCCAGAGGAUACUCAGCCUCUGCCCCCACUUGCAGAGGGCGUGGGCCCCUUUGUGCGGACUGAAAAUGGAGGGUUUGUUCGGUCCAUGAGCCCCGCGCUUUUCGAGAACUCGAAAAACGGGGGGAGCUUGAUCAUGCAGGUGUCGAGCCCUGUGGUGGUGCCUGCUGAGAUGGGUUCGGGCGUGAUGGACAUACUUCAGGGCCUGGCCUCUGUUGGGAUCGAGAAGCUCUCCAUGCAGGCUAAUAAGUUGAUGCCAUUGGAGGACAUAACUGGGAAGACGAUCGAGCAAAUUGCAUGGCAAAGUGCUCAGAGUCUAGAGGGACCAAGGAGGCAAGAUUUACAACCGGAUGAAUUUGGAAUCUCAAAAAAUACGCGUAAUGAGCGGAAGGGCGCGCAUGGAAAAUCCCAUGUUCCGAAUUCGAGCAAGUCCCACUCUAGUCUGGCUAGCAUUGACUCGGAGUACGUAUCUUUAGAAGACCUCGCUCCUCUAGCCAUGGAUAAAAUCGAAGCCCUAUCAAUCGAGGGCCUCAGAAUACAAUCCGGCAUGUCUGACCAAGGCUCGGCUCCCAACAUCACUACCCAGUCAAUCGGUGAAUUCUCGGCCCUCAAGGGAAAGACUGCGGGCCUAGACGGGCCAAUCGGCCUCGAUGGCACAUGUGGACUACAGCUAAUGGACAUCAAGGACGAUGGCCAGGCCCAAGAAGGCCCGGAUGGGCUGAUGGGCCUAUCCCUGACCCUCGACGAGUGGAUGAAGCUCGACUCUGGAGAAAUCGACGAGAAUGAGCUCGCAAGCGAGCGGACUUCGAAAAUACUGGCAGCCCACCAUGCCACGUCACUUGAAGCCUUCAGAGGAAGGUCGAGGGGGGACAAAAGACGUGGCAGGGCCCGUAAAUAUGGGUUACUGGGAAAUAAUUUUACGGUUGCUUUAAUGGUGCAGCUUCGUGACCCUUUGAGGAACUAUGAGGCGGUGGGUGCCCCUAUGCUAGCACUCGUUCAGGUCGAGAGAGUCUUUGUGCCGCCAAAGCCGAAAAUCCAUGGUACAGUUUGCAUGGUGAGGGACUUUGUGGAGAAAGAAGAAGAAGAUGAUGAUGAUGAAAAUGUUGUUGAGAAGAAAACGAAAGAUGAGGUUCGAGAAGAGGAAGUGGUGAUCCCGGAAUAUAAAAUAACGGAGGUUAGUGUGGCUGGGCUGAAGGCAGAAGAAGGUAGUAAGAAGAAGUUGUGGGGUUCUUCUGUGAACCAGCAGCAGACCGGUUCACGCUGGUUGCUUGCGAGUGGAAUGGGAAAGAAGAAUAGCAAGAAUCAAGUGAUGAAGUCGAAAUCUUCGGGUGAUGCUUUGUGGAGUAUAUCUUCUCGCGCGCGUAAAUCGCUUAAAUGA
This is a messenger RNA of Striga asiatica, 3207 nucleotides long. Lineage: Eukaryota; Viridiplantae; Streptophyta; Magnoliopsida; Lamiales; Orobanchaceae. The record is from the annotation of a GenBank genome assembly.